This is a messenger RNA of Manis javanica (Malayan pangolin), 1983 nucleotides long. It is a transcript of the gene ATF5, whose product is annotated as activating transcription factor 5. Gene Ontology annotation, biological process: regulation of transcription by RNA polymerase II. The record is from RefSeq and is a predicted model, not a curated record. Gene Ontology annotation, cellular component: nucleus. Gene Ontology annotation, molecular function: DNA-binding transcription activator activity, RNA polymerase II-specific; RNA polymerase II transcription regulatory region sequence-specific DNA binding. NCBI's taxonomy places the organism in Eukaryota, Metazoa, Chordata, Mammalia, Pholidota, Manidae.
ACUCCCGAGGCCGGCAAGAUGGGGGCGCAGGAUCUCGGGGAGGAGGGGGCCGGGCCCGCCUCCCGGUUGGCGCCACCCGGGGCGGGGCGCGGAAGGAUCCGGGCAGGCCGCGCCGCGCCCGAUAUAUAUGUCCCCAGCCCCCGGGGCCACCUCACUCCCCAUCCUCAGAUCACACUCUCUCCUCACGUUACCGCGCUGCCGCCUGCGCCCGCGAAGCCCCGACCAUGGCUCUGUAGCUGCCACCCCUCCGUGUCCCCGGCCCGUCUCUGCGCUCACCACGCCUGCGCUCUCCCGCUCUCGCCUUCUUUCUUCAGUUCAGGCCGCCGCCGCCUCUCCUUUCCACAGCUAUGGAGUCCUCCACUUUCGCCUCGGUGCCUGCCUCUGCCCAGCUGAGCAACCUGCAGAGCCUCCUCCCUGCUGCUGGUGCCGCCUCCUUCACUGCCAUCGGUGCCCGGCGCCUGUGCUGCAGCCAUGUCACUCCUGGCGACCCUGGGGCUGGAGCUGGACAGGGCCCUGCUCCCAGCUAGCGGGCUGGGCUGGCUCGUAGACUAUGGGAAACUCCCCCUGGCCCCUGCCCCCCUGGGUCCCUUUGAGGUCCUUGGGGGAGCCCUGGAGGGCGGGCUUCCAGGGGGGGGAGAGCCUCUGGCAGGUGACGGCUUCUCUGAUUGGAUGACUGAGCGGGUCGACUUUACAGCCCUCCUCCCUCUAGAGGCCCCCUUGCCCCCAGGUGCCCUCCCCCCACCUUCCCCACCCCCACCUGACCUGGAAGCCAUGGCCUCCCUCCUCAAGAAGGAGCUGGAGCAGAUGGAAGACUUUUUCCUCGAUGCCCCGCUCCUCCCACCAUCCUCUCCACCGCCGCAGCCACCGCCACCGGCACCUCCCCUCCCGCUCCCCCUCCCUUCCUUUGACCUCCCCCAGUCCCCUGCCCUGGAUACCCUUGACUUGCUGGCCAUUUACUGCCGCAGCGAGGCCGGGCAGGGGGACUCGGGGUUGGCACCCCUGCCCCCGCCCCAGCAGCCCCCUCCUCCACCUCAGCCCUCUCGGCCAGCCCCCUACCCCAAUCCUGCCACCACCCGCGGGGACCGCAAGCAAAAGAAGAGAGACCAGAACAAGUCAGCGGCUCUGAGGUACCGCCAGAGGAAGCGGGCAGAGGGCGAGGCCCUGGAGGGCGAGUGCCAGGGGCUGGAGGCGCGCAACCGGGAGCUGAGGGAGAGGGCGGAGUCGGUGGAGCGGGAGAUCCAGUACGUCAAGGAUCUGCUCAUCGAAGUGUACAAGGCGCGAAGCCAGAGGACCCGCAGCAGCUAGCAGGCCGAGGCUCCCUCUGGUUUCUGGGGCUGAGGUGGGAGGGGCCCUCCAUCAUUCCCCCGCCUCCGCCUUCCUUCCAAAAUUCUCCGUUCCUUUCUCCUCUCUCUCUCUCACACACCCCCUGUCUUUCUCUGCCUGCCUCUCGUCUCCCCUCUUGCCCACUUCUGAGUCCGCUGCCCUCCUCACUCCCUAACCUCGUGGGAUGUUCGGCCUUAGCAUCUACAGUUCACUUGUAACAUCGAGGGAUGGAGGCCCCAGGGACUUGAGGGAGCGGGCGAGCUUGCGGACUGGUCUCAGAGCAGGGAAGUGCGGCCGGGAAGCUCCGCAGAAUGACUAGGCAAGUGAGGACAGGAGGGCUGUCGGGGAACUAGGUCAGGGAGGGUUUUAGGAAUGGCACCCGUAUAACAACAUAAGUGAAACAAGCCAGGUGGCCUUGGGGAGCUAUUGGGCAGGCAGCCAAAAGGUGGCCAAGUUUACAGAGCAGGUGGCUAUGCGGGGAGCUGGGGAAGCAGGCAGGGUGGGGGAUGGCCAUAGGGGGUGACUGGGUGUUCAUUUUAGCUCUGGGAGGAAAUCAGCGUUCGUGAAGGUGUUGGGGCAGGGGCUCAUCUAGGUGAGGGGGGGCAGGGACUGAUCCUUUUGGAGGUCGUGAGCAGAAAUAAAAUGAAGAACUUCUUCUGG